This is a messenger RNA of Ostreococcus lucimarinus CCE9901, 756 nucleotides long. RefSeq lists its product with no specific name. The transcript has a single exon. The annotation marks the transcript as partial. NCBI's taxonomy places the organism in Eukaryota, Viridiplantae, Chlorophyta, Mamiellophyceae, Mamiellales, Bathycoccaceae. Gene Ontology annotation, molecular function: protein binding. The record is from RefSeq and is a predicted model, not a curated record.
CGUUUCGCCGCGUGGGCGGCGACGGGGAUCGUCGGCAUGCGCGGAUGCGCGCGGAGGGAGGUGGCGUCUCGCGCGUUCGAUUUAGGAGGCAAAGUGCGCGUGCUCGAUUACGGCGCGAAUCGCCUCGAAACGGUUUCGCCUCGGAUCAGCGAGUUGAGCAACGUCGCGCGCAUCGUUUUGCGAGAUAACGCGUUGAGAUCGAUGCCGUGGUCCGCCAUCGCCUCUUUGACGCGCUUGACGCAUUUGGAUUUGAGCGGAAACGCGGCGUUGGGGAACGACGUCGCGACCGCGACGCCGACGUGCGCGUCGCUCGAGACGCUCUCGCUCGCUCGGUGCGACAUCGCGGGAGAAGUUUGCGAUGAUUUCUUCCGGGGACUUCCCAGGCUCAAGCACGUGUCGCUCGUCGCCAACAGACUCGAGCGUUUACCCGCGUUCGAGACGAACGGACUGCUCGAAGUCGUCGACGCAAGUCGCAACGCCGUCGUGUCGAUUCCAGCCUCGUACGGCGCGCUCGCGUGUUUGCGCUCGCUGAAUCUCGUGGGCAACCGCAUUGAACUCGAAGGCAUUCCCGUGGAGCUGUUGAAGCACGCGAAAGCGCUCGUCGAGUUGAACUUACGCGAGAACCCGAUUCUCGUAGAGGCGUUGCGCGAACGCGACGGGUGGAGCGAAUUCGAGGGGAGAAGGAAACGCCGAGCGGAUAAGGCGCUCGAUUCUCGCGUCAUGCUCGGUGACAACGUCUUCGACGAGGGUGCGGAU